AUGUCAGUAGCUGAGUACGUGGCUAAAUUUACUGAGUUAGCCAGAUUUGCUCCUCACAUGGUGGAUACGGAUUAUAAGAAAGCUCGCAAAUUUGAGGGUGGGUUGGAUUUAGAUAUACUAGAUCGGGUAGGAGUCCUCAACCUACCUACAUAUGUGAAUGUAUUCGAUAGAGCAUUAAUGGCAGAAGCCAUUUUGGUAGUAAAAAGGCGAGCUCUAGCCCCAAUAACUGAAUGGAAAGGCAAAAGAUCUGGAUUUAGCUUUAAGAAGAACCGUUCAAUUGGCAUGAAUAAGAAACUAAAUACGGGAUCUUCUAGCAGCUCAAGUCAAAGCAGUGGGUCUACGCAUGUUUGUACUCAAUGUGGGAUGAGACAUAGAGGAGUUUGCUAUCGAGUAUCGGGUACUUGUUUUCGGUGUGGCAAGACAAGCCACAUGAUAAGGGAUUAUCCAAUCGGGUCAGAAAAUACCAAUCGUCCUGUGGCAAGUUCAGCGGCAGGAUCUGCUUCUGGAUCAAAAGCAAAUGUUAAACCUAAUACAGGAAAAGAACCCUUAAGACAGGGUAGAGUUUUUGUACUUGUGCCUGGCGAUGUACAGAAUACCGAAUCCGUAGUGUCAGGCAGGGAAGAUCAUGAGAAUCACUUGAUAACCGUGUUACAAACUCUAAAAGGAAAGAAGCUAUAUGCAAAAUUGUCCAAAUAUGAAUUCUGGCUAGACAGUGUAGCAUUUCUGGGACAUAUGAUUAACAAGAAUGGUGUAUUAGUAGACCCACAGAAAAUUGAAGCUAUUGUCGACUAG
Molecule: messenger RNA, 792 nt
Organism: Camellia sinensis
Lineage: Eukaryota; Viridiplantae; Streptophyta; Magnoliopsida; Ericales; Theaceae
Source: RefSeq, a predicted model, not a curated record